GAUUUCAACUUUUAAUGGCAAUUGACUUACAUUUUAUAUUUUUUGUGUGUUUUUUUUAACCCUUCUUAUCUGUAGCCAGUAGAUGUUCAAUUUCUCUUCUUUAAUGGUGCUGUUUUUUCUUCCCCAGGCUAAAGAUCUAAUAAUCACACCAGCCACCGUUUUAAAGGAGAAACCAGACCCAAAUAAUAUGGUUUUUGGAACCGUUUUCACGGAUCACAUGUUGACAAUUGAGUGGUCCUCGGAGUCUGGAUGGGAGAAGCCACAUAUCAAGCCUUUUCAGAAUCUGUCCUUGCACCCUGGCUCGUCGGUGCUGCACUAUGCGGUGGAGCUGUUUGAAGGCAUGAAGGCAUUUCGAGGAGUAGACAACAAAAUCCGCCUCUUUCGGCCAAGCCUCAACAUGGACAGGAUGCGCCGGUCUGCUCUGAGGGCAGCUUUGCCGGGAUUUGACAAGGAAGAGCUUAUGGAGUGUAUUCAACAGCUUGUGAAACUGGAUCAAGAAUGGGUCCCCUAUUCAACAUCUGCUAGUCUCUAUAUUCGUCCUACACUCAUUGGAACCGAGCCUUCUCUUGGAGUCAAGAAGCCUACCAAAGCCAUGAUCUUUGUGAUCUUGAGUCCAGUGGGAUCUUACUUUUCAGGGGCAACCUUAAAUCCAGUGUCCCUGUGGGCCAAUCCGAAGUUUGUAAGAGCCUGGAAAGGUGGGACUGGGGACUGCAAGUUGGGAGGGAAUUAUGGCUCGUCUCUUUUUGCCCAAUGUGAAGCAGUGGAUAACGGGUGUCAGCAAGUGUUGUGGCUCUAUGGAGAGGACAAUCAGAUCACGGAAGUUGGAACUAUGAAUCUUUUCCUUUACUGGAUAAAUGAAAAUGGAGAAGAAGAACUGGCCACUCCUCCGCUAGAUGGCAUCAUUCUUCCAGGAGUGACGAGGCAGAGCAUCCUGGACCUGGCGCGCAAGUGGGGUGAAUUUAAGGUGUCAGAGAGGUACCUCACCAUGGGUGACUUGACAGCGGCCCUGGAGCAGGGUCGCGUGAAGGAGAUGUUCGGCUCCGGCACCGCCUGCGUCGUUUGCCCGGUUUCUGACGUCCUCUACGAGGGCCAGACCCUACACAUUCCGUCCAUGGAGAAUGGGACUAAGCUUGCAAGCCGGAUCUUGGGCAAGUUGACUGAUAUUCAGUACGGAAGAGAAGAGAGCGACUGGACAAUCGUCAUAUCCUGAACGGAAAAAUGCAGGAUAUUAUCUGUGUGCUAUUGGGACAGACUAUUGCUUUGGAAUUAUGAUUGAUUCUUUCGCCGCCCAUUUUUGGUUGUGCAUAAUGUAAUUUAUAUUAUCAGUGUUAGCGGGGUGAUGGUUUCCUUAUACCAGAGAGAAUGAAUUGCAAUCAUCAAAUGGUGUUUUGUAAACUUGGUGGUAGAAGCUUAUCUUCCCUUCCCCUAGAAAGACGAUAAUAUAAGCUUUAGAGCAUGGAAUUCCCUCAGCAAUCUUAGUGCCUCCCUUAGUACUUCACUCAAAUAAAAAAUGUUUAUUCUUUAGAGAAAGUUA
Molecule: messenger RNA, 1534 nt
Organism: Miniopterus natalensis
Lineage: Eukaryota; Metazoa; Chordata; Mammalia; Chiroptera; Miniopteridae
Gene: BCAT1
Product: branched chain amino acid transaminase 1
Biological process (GO): L-valine biosynthetic process; L-leucine biosynthetic process
Cellular component (GO): mitochondrion
Molecular function (GO): branched-chain-amino-acid:2-oxoglutarate transaminase activity
Source: RefSeq, a predicted model, not a curated record